GCACUCAUGGGGCGCAACCUCCUUCGAAAUCACUCGACCCCGCUCCCAGGGGUAAAGCCUCCCCAACGGGAACAGAACCUACAUGUGAGCUCAAUUUGUGACCAAGAACCACCGGGGCGUCCGCGGAGUCUUCACGGUGAGAAACACAGGAGUGGACGGGUAUUGGCGAGGAAGGCCAAGGCGGAGCGCCCGGUCGAUGGGCGUGGAAUGAAACAGAUGGCAGUAAAUAUGUAGGCCUGGGCUUACCUUGUCAAUCGAAAAGGCCUGUCCAAGGAUCCUAGCGCUGCCUGCUGAGCCAGUCAGGUUGGUUGCUGGUUCUCCCGUCGCA
This is a messenger RNA of Aspergillus welwitschiae, 328 nucleotides long. RefSeq lists its product as uncharacterized. NCBI's taxonomy places the organism in Eukaryota, Fungi, Ascomycota, Eurotiomycetes, Eurotiales, Aspergillaceae. The transcript has a single exon. The record is from RefSeq and is a predicted model, not a curated record. Bases 7 to 234 code for a protein of 75 amino acids.